GCUACUUCGGUCUUUUCCUGGUUAGUUCAGACUUUGGAUCACCGGUCGUAACCUGAGAAAGUCCUACCUCUCAACGCACUUCUCUCUCGAUCACACACAAAAAAACAGAGACAAAAACUCAAACACAGAUAAAUUACACAAAAGAAAUGGCAGAAGCUAAUGCAUAUGCAGCUCUCACCAAAGCUUUCUCAGGACUUGGUGUGGACGAGAAUUUAUUCAUCUCAACAUUGGGGAAUUGGAAUAGGCAUCAGAGGGAAUCCUAUAGAGUAAGUACCCCAGGAUUUUUCAAAGAAGAUGAACGCCAAUUCCAGAGAUGGGAUGAUCAACAUAUUCUUCAGCUUCGCCAAGAAUUUUUGCGUCUUAAGGAUGCAGUGGUGUUGUACACAAUGCACCCAUGGGAAAGAGAUGCUCGCUUAUUUAAGGAAGCAUUGUUAUUGAAAAUACCUCAACUUAAUGUUCUAACUGAGACUGCUUGCACUAGAUCUUCUGAAGAGCUUUUGGGUGCAAGAAGAGCCUACCAUUCCCUCUUUGAACAUUCAAUAGAGGAAGACAUUGCCUUCCAUAUCCAUACUCCUGAAAGAAAG
This is a messenger RNA of Nicotiana tabacum (common tobacco), 584 nucleotides long. The record is from RefSeq and is a predicted model, not a curated record. Lineage: Eukaryota; Viridiplantae; Streptophyta; Magnoliopsida; Solanales; Solanaceae.